AUGUUUCUAUCUGAAGACAAUAACUUGGGAAUAUUUCUGUACGUGUUUCUGCUGUCAGCCUGCUACUAUUUGUGGCGGAGAUGGAACGAAAACGUCAAUUUAAGCGCUGCCCAUCUUGCAGGGAAAUAUGUGUUCAUCACAGGCUGCGACUCCGGCUUUGGACAUCUGGCAGCUAGGACUUUUGAUAAGAAAGGAUUCCGGGUGAUUGCCGCCUGCCUGACAGAAAAGGGAGCUGCCGACCUCAAAGCGGCUGCUUCCAAGCAGCUCCAGACAUUAUUGUUGAACGUGACAGAUGUAAAUAACGUCAGAUUGGUGGCAGAAAGUGUUAAAAAAGAAGUAGGGGAAAAAGGUCUGUGGGGCCUGAUCAAUAAUUCAGGGCUAAUGGGACCAUCCGCACCGACUGACUGGCUGAACAUUGAGCACUUUAGAGAGCCGAUUGAAGUUAAUUUGAUGGGCCUCAUAAACGUGACAUUAAAUAUGCUGCCCUUGGUGAAGAAAGCUAAAGGGAGAAUAGUAAAUAUAAGCAGUGUCGGUGGCUGCCUAGCAAUAUGCUCAGGAGGCUAUUGUCCAUCCAAAUUUGGGGUAGAGGCCUUCAGUGACAGUUUAAGACAAGACAUGAAAGCAUUUGGAGUGACGGUGUCUUGUAUUGAACCUGGGCUCUUCAAAACUCCUCUCUCUGACAAAACCAAGGUGUGGGAAAGAAAAAAGGACAUUUGGAGCAAGCUUCCUUCUGAUAUCAGGAAUCAGUAUGGCGAGGACUAUCUAGCAAAGGAUGCAGAACAGAAAGAAAAACUGGUCAGGCGGUUUCAGAACACGGACCUCUUUCUGGUUGUGAAGUGUAUGGAGCACGCCUUAAUGAGCAGAAAUCCACGGAUCCGGUACAGCGCAGGCUGGGAUGCUAAGUUUUUCUGGAUUCCCCUCUCCUACAUGCCAGCUGUUCUGCAGGACUAUGUACUGAUGAAAAACAAAGUUAAAUUGGCAGACCCAACGGCCGGGUAA
Messenger RNA from Euleptes europaea (tarantolino), 999 nucleotides. It is a transcript of the gene DHRS9, whose product is annotated as dehydrogenase/reductase 9. The record is from RefSeq and is a predicted model, not a curated record. Lineage: Eukaryota; Metazoa; Chordata; Lepidosauria; Squamata; Sphaerodactylidae. The transcript has 4 exons. Bases 1 to 999 code for a protein of 332 amino acids.